AUGUCGCCCAUGCAAAUGUCCGAUAGUGACAGUCCGUCACCUGCGAAAAGGUCACGGAGAUCUCACAAAAAGUCCCGGGCCGGAUGUAGGAAUUGCAAAAGACGCCGAAUCAAAUGCGAUGAAAGCAAGCCCGGCUGCCAGAACUGUGCCGACUUCAAGAUCCAUUGCGACUUUGACCCAAGACGGCCUGCCAUCGUCGAACCCACAAGCAGCCCCAGCCCCAACACACCCGUCCGCCGCCGCCGCGGCAGGCCACGCAAAGGAUGGGACACCAUCAGCUGCGCGUCGACGGCCACCAGCAGCGCAGCACCCAGCCCAGCAUUUGGCGAGAGCGCCUCUUCUCCACUACCGUCCGCCCUCAGCACCGCCCAAGACAUCCAGACAACCGGCCUGAACCUCGCAGACCUCGAACUCAUGCACCAGUACAGCGUCGCGACCUUCCACGAGCUCGGCCACGACGCCAUCGGCACCAUGUGGCGCAUCGCCGUCCCGCAGCUGGGCUUCGACCACCCCUGCGUGCUGCACAACGCCAUGGCCUUCGCCGCCAUGCACCUCGCGUACCUGCGUCCGACCCGGCGCGCCCACUACGCCGCGCUGGCCGCGCACCACUCGACCAUCGGCCUGCAGCAGACGUCCGAUUUACUCCUCCACCUCGCCCGCGAGAACUGCCACGCCAUCUACGUGUCGGCCGUGCUCGUCUGCUUCUACGUCUUCGCCAAGGGGCCGUCGCCGGGCGAUUUUCUGGUGUUUGGCGAACACGGCCCGUCCGAGUGGCUGCCGCUGCUCAAGGGCGUGCGCUGCAUCAUCGAGCUGUUCGGCCACGACGUGCUGUGGACGGGCCCCCUCGCCGCCAUGGGUAGUGGGCCCAGGACCGCGUCGCAGCCUAUCGCUGUCAAGUUCAGGAAGCCGCGUGUCGAUUGGGAGAGGCCGUUUGAUGACUUGCGCCAGCUCGUUGCGCUGUCUGGACACCCGGAUGCGCAGACGUAUAUGAAUGCGCUCGAGGGGCUGGCGCAGUGCUAUGAGGGCGUUUUUGGGAAGGGCCCGGAUGCGGAGUAUAAUGGGACGACGGCGAAUCAGGUCCAUUUGGGGUGGUUGUAUCGCAUGGAGGAACAGUUUGUGGUGUGCUUACAUCAGAAGCAUCCGCUGGCGUUGAUCAUAUUGGCGUAUUUCUCGCCGCUGUUGAAGUCGAUGGAGCCGCUUUGGUUUAUGGAGGGUUGGGCGGAGCAUUUGAUUGCGGGCGUGCAUGGGUUUGUGGAUCAGUCGCUUUGGAAUUGGCUGCAGUGGCCGAUGGACCAAGUUGAGAGAGCAUUUACGGCUCAACAAGUUGAUGUUGUUCUGGAAGGCUAA
Molecule: messenger RNA, 1347 nt
Organism: Lasiodiplodia theobromae
Lineage: Eukaryota; Fungi; Ascomycota; Dothideomycetes; Botryosphaeriales; Botryosphaeriaceae
Product: C6 finger domain-containing protein
Exons: 2
Coding region: 1-1347 (448 amino acids)
Biological process (GO): regulation of transcription by RNA polymerase II
Molecular function (GO): DNA-binding transcription factor activity, RNA polymerase II-specific; zinc ion binding
Source: RefSeq, a predicted model, not a curated record